Molecule: messenger RNA, 5081 nt
Organism: Somion occarium
Lineage: Eukaryota; Fungi; Basidiomycota; Agaricomycetes; Polyporales; Cerrenaceae
Source: the annotation of a GenBank genome assembly
CUGACUUUCCUCCCGCCUCCAUCCUGGCUUUUAUAAUUCUACACUUCGCCAUCGUCGGCGUCGUCCCCGUCGUCGUCGACAGUCUCCCCUAAUGUCCCCCUUUCACCGCCUCGGUGUCUGGUAUGAUAAGUUCUCCGCAUUCAAAGUAGAGUCUCUCUUUUCCAGGAAGCGCAAGGAGCUCUCUCCUCGGGCAGUCUUUGUUCACGAACCACUGCCAGCGCACUAUUAUGACCACAAGAAUAGGAUCAAGAAAGAGUAUGUCUACCCCUCGAACCAGGUCAUCACCUCCAAGUACACCAUCAUCACUUUCUUGCCCCGGAACCUCCUAGAACAGUUUCGGAGGAUUGCAAACUGUGCCUGGUCUUUUAUAGGACCCUUGUUUAUAGUCGUCAUCCGUUCUUAAGUGGGAGGCGCAGCUCUUUCUGGGCAAGGAGCUCAGUGGUGUUGAGCAGCGUCUGAAUAGCCCCCGGCGGCGCGCAGGGAUGUUAUCGAGCUUGGUGGCGCGCAGGGGAUUGUGCACUUCAACGACGUCGAAACUCUUGAUGGAAAUGCCCUGGUUCCCGUAUCAUAUAUCAUACUGCAUAUUGUCAAUGAUGUCGAACUCGUCUGCGUCGAGGAUGCUAACACUACCUUCUCUUCUCCUUGUGUUCACACAUUGUGCUUUCGUUUCGCACUUAUGAUUUCGCUGAUACAUUAUUCACAGCUUCUUCCUUGCCAUCGCCAUUUUACAAUUCUUCUCCAUCUUCUCCACGGUGUCCCCAGGUCUUGUGAUCCUCCCUCUCCUCGUUGUCCUAUUUAUCACCGCAGCCAAAGAUGGAUACGAAGACAUCAAGCGGCAUCAGUCAGAUCGCGCGGUCAACUACUCCCAAACAAGGGUCCUCGCCGGUGGUGACUGGGAGAACCCGAACCCGAUGCAGCGCAAGAGCAAAACCUUUGUGAGAGGGUUUACUCCGAAAUUCGUGAAGAGAAAGCGCAGGUCGAGCAGGAGGAGAAGUGGGGCUGCUGCUGAGGUUGAAUAUUUGGAACAUGGGGUUCCGCCUGAGGGGUUCUCUGUUCAGGGGUUGGAACCUGAGGAAUAUCCUCCGCCUCAGUACACUGACGAAGAAGGGAUCGAGUACGAUGACGGAGAGGAGGUUGAAGGCACUGGUCAUCAUCGGCAUCACCUCCUUCACCGAUCAGAAUCAGGUCAGUGGAGGAAACGUCCGCAUUGGAAGUUGACCACUUGGGAAGAUGUACGAGUAGGUGACGUCGUCAAGAUCAUGGACGGCGAAUCUAUUCCUGCAGACGUCCUCAUCUGCGCUUCCUCCGAAGACGAAAACGUCGCGUUUGUCGAGACCAAGAAUCUAGACGGCGAGACCAACUUAAAGUCUCGUUCCGCCGUUCCCGUGCUCACCCAUCUCCGUUCGGCACAAGCCUCUGCAGCUCGGAAGAGCGCAUUCCAUGUAGAAUGUGGACCGCCGGACACGAAUCUAUACAGAGUGGAGGCGGCAGUGGUAACUCCGGAUGAGCAGAAGAGUCCCGUCGAUAUCUCCAUGAUGCUGCUACGGGGAACAGUUUUGCGGAAUACAGACUGGGUGAUUGGGAUUGUGUUGUUCACAGGUCAGGAUACCAAGAUCGUCAUGAAUUCGGGCAACACACCGAGUAAGCGGAGUCGGGUCGAGAGGCAAAUGAACCCGCAAGUCUUCAUCAACCUAAUUCUAUUGGCCAUGGCUGCCGUCGCCUGUGGUGUUGUCGAUGCCAUCCUCGAACAACGUAAUUAUCCUAGGGGUGCACCUUGGCUUUUUGGUGCCACCCUGAACGAUGAUAACCCUAAAAUCAACGGUCUCGUCACAUGGGCGUUUGCCCUGAUCACCUUCCAGAACAUCGUUCCCAUAUCACUCUACAUCUCCAUCGAAGCCGUUCGUACGGUCCAAGCACUUUGGAUCUAUUUCGACAAGGAAAUCUACUACGAGAAAACUGACCAGGCCACUCUGGCUCGGUCUUGGAACUUGUCAGAUGAUCUAGGACAAAUCGAGUACAUCUUUUCGGACAAGACAGGGACGUUGACUCAAAAUGCCAUGGUGUUCAGACAGUGCAGUAUUGGUGGGAAGGUGUACAAGGGCGAUCCGGAACCUGAAGACAUGCCUGCCAAAGGAUAUCCCGUGCCCGAGGACAAUGCUUCUGGGUCACAGCACAAGUUGUCUGGCAGCAACUCACCGGGGACGGACUCCGACUCAACGGACCCCAAGAAGGCCAUGGCUGUCAAGCUCUCUGACGGUGUCUUGCAUCAUUUCAGAGAUUCGGAUUUGACAACGGACUUGAAGGCUGCUGCUGAGAGCCCUCCCCGAUCUCCUCAAGAUCCUAGAAUACUCAACGGCUUUUGGACCGUCUUAGCCUUGUGUCACACGGUGCUCACUUCCGUCGAUCCCGAGACUAAAGCCAUCGAGUACAAAGCCCAAUCUCCUGACGAGGCAGCACUUGUGCAAGCAGCCGCUGACGUCAAGUUCGUCUUUCGGGGACGCGAGCGAGAAAUUCUCACGCUCACAACACCUUUCUCUGAAAAACCUGAACGAUAUGAGCUCCUCAAUGUGCUAGAAUUCAACUCGACUCGGAAGCGGAUGAGUGUCAUCGUUAGGAAACAGGACGAGGAGCCUUCCAGGAUUCUAUUACUGACCAAGGGUGCGGAUAAUGUUAUCUUUGAGAGACUCGGCCGCGGGAACGAAGAGCUGAAGGAGAUCACUGAGAAGCAACUUGGCGAGUUCGCGAGCGACGGGUUGAGGACGCUUACUUUGGCGUACCGCGUCAUUCCAGACGCGGAGUACGAGGAGUGGAGCGAGCGUUACCGUGAGGCUACCGUCUCUUUGGACGAUAGGGAGAAACGAGUGGAGGAGCUUUCUCAAGAGCUCGAACAUGAUUUGCGUCUCCUUGGUGCCACUGCUAUUGAAGAUCGUCUGCAAGACGGUGUUCCUGAGACUAUCGCCGAUCUCAAGGAAGCGGGAAUCAAGAUCUGGGUCGCCACUGGUGACAAGCUAGAGACUGCCAUUGCUAUCGGUCACAGUACUAACCUCAUUGGACGAGACGACAACAUCAUCAUCGUACGUGGUGGUGGCGCGCGAGACGUCUACUCCCAAAUGUGGGGCGCGGUGAAACAGUUCUUCCCUGACAGCACUAUCCUGUCAGACCAAAACAUGCAGGAGAACGCGCCAACUGCUUCUCGACCAUCUGACUCUUUUUCACUUCACCGAGUCAAUACAGGAGUUACCGACAUUGUCGGACACGAUAACGGUCAACGACCUGGAGGGUUCGUUCUCGUCAUUGACGGAUCGGCACUAGCGGACGCGUUCAGUGACGAGCUUCACAAGGACUUGUUGCUGCGUUUGGCUAUGCACUGCGAGGGUGUGAUUUGCUGUCGUGUGUCCCCAAUACAAAAGGCUUUGAUCGUGAAGCUUGUGAAGGAUGGUUUGGGUGCUAUGACGCUGGCUAUUGGAGAUGGCGCGAACGAUGUCAGUAUGAUUCAAGCUGCUGAUGUCGGUGUUGGUAUCUCUGGUGAGGAGGGUCUUCAAGCUGUCAACUCUUCGGAUUACGCUAUCGCGCAGUUCCGAUUCUUGAAGAGACUGCUGCUGGUCCAUGGGCACUGGUCAUACUAUCGUAACGGGAAUAUGAUCGUCAACUUCUUCUACAAGAACAUUGUUUGCGUUGGCGCCUUGUUUUGGUUCAUGAUCUAUUGCGCUUGGAGUAGUCAAUACCUCUUCGAGUAUACUUACCUCCUGUUCUGGAACUCAUUCUGGACUAUCCUUCCCGUCAUUGCAAUGGGUCUCUUCGACCGUAUCGUGGACGAUCAUGUUCUGAUGGACCUGCCUGAAUUGUAUGCUCACCCGCGACGAGGAGAGUACUUUAGCCUCAAGUUGUUUGUUAUCUAUAUGAUCGAUGGCGUUUACCAGUCGGCCAUCAUAUUCUUCCUGCUGGUGUACACCUAUUGGACGACGACCUCCAGGACUGACGGUUAUGCAGUUUACCAGUACGAGUUUGCGACAACGAUUGCCAUUGCUGCCGUCAUGGUUGUGACGCUCUUCAAUGGUUUGAAUAUCGCAGCCUGGACAGUCUGGGUAUUCUGGGCGCUAGGUAUAGAAAUCGUCUUGAUCUGGGCGUACACUGCUAUCUACUCUGUUAUUUCUCCUGGAUGGUUCACCACCCCUAUCUUUGGCAACGAUCACUACCUCUUCACAUCGGCCUACUUCUGGCUUGGCAUGCUCCUUGUCAUCCCACUCUCCCUCUUACCUCGCUAUGCCGCAAAAGCAUACAAGUUUAUCUUCACACCGAGCGAUAUCGAUACCGUGCGAUACAUCCACAAACUGCAUCCAGAGCGCGACUUCGCUCGUGACCGGCAAAGAGGCGGUGUCGCCCAUCUUCGACGCACUCCGAGUGCUCGUUCACAACAUCUCCGCCGCAAAGGCGUUGCUGCCCGAACCGAUAUGUCCACAGGCAUUCGUUCUGUCCAUCAUGGCUUUGACUUCGCAAUGGAAGAAGGUGGACCUGCGCUACGAAGACUACAAAGCAAUCUAUCUGAACGUAGUGCACCAGCUCAUCGUCGGAAACGGAACGCAUCUUCAUUCAUCCCAUCGUUCUCCUUACCUCAAUCGAUACGAAGGAAAAAGCCUCCCACAUCCCCACCUAUACAUCCGCAUGACGAUCCGCCGUCUUCGCAUUAGUACCAUUUCGUCGAUUUGGAUUUCUAUUGCUGCCAUGUUGUCUAAGUAUAUUUUUCGUCUUCGUUCUCUAUUCCUCGCCACAGCAUCUAAGUAUCAUUGCAUUGUCCUAUAUUCCCCGCUGCUCGCCAUCUACGUAUUUUUACUCCAAUCCCAUCCUGUAUCAAUUCGGCUUUCUCUGUUCUCGCAUAUGGAACUUCACGAUAUUAAUGAAUGCUGAACAGUCUUAACUAGCUUGUGUAGUUUCCCCUUCUGAGACUCGUUGUGUUGUGAUUUAAAUGAUGUAUGUAUAUAUUUCGUUGUACAAUUUGUCCAGGGUUUCAAGACCCUGAAUACAAGAACUUCUAUCCUAUCGUACUGUAUAUCCGUCUCUAUUUCAUCCUUAAGUCCGUCUUU